Camellia sinensis is the source of this 835-nucleotide messenger RNA. RefSeq lists its product as uncharacterized. Lineage: Eukaryota; Viridiplantae; Streptophyta; Magnoliopsida; Ericales; Theaceae. The record is from RefSeq and is a predicted model, not a curated record.
UACAAACACUUCUUCUCUUCCAUUCAUCAGCAUAUCCCAAAGACUUGAAGCAUUUUCAGACAUUACAUCAGAUUCUUUACCAUGAAAAUGGCAAUGAUCCUAGUCCUUGUCUUCGCUCUCUUUCUCCAAGGAGCUCUUGGUGACAUUGUAUGUGAGGAGUUGUCCGUUGGAUUGUGCUCUUUCUCAGUCGCGUCUACUGGGAAGCGAUGCUCGUUGGAGACUUACACUGCGAGUGAAGGAACUGUGGCAUACCAAUGCAAGACAUCAGAGGUGGUUGUGAAGAACAUGCCCGAAUGGAUUGAGAGCGAUGUCUGCAUUAGUGCUUGUGGUGUUGAUAGAUAUGCCAUUGGCAUCUCAUCUGAUGCCCUCCUCGAGUCCCAAUUCACAGCUAAGCUUUGCUCGCCAGGUUGUUACUACGGUUGCCCCAACAUUGUUGAUCUCUACUACAAUUUAGCCCUCGGAGAAGGAGUGUUUUUGCCGGGGUUGUGCAAGGCUCAGCGAACCAAUCCACGACGUGCAAUGUCUCAGAUCCUGAGCUCAGGUGCAGCUUCCGGUCCCGUCUCUGCUGCUGCAGCCGCUGGUGGCCCUGCUUCUGCUGAGGCUGCUGCUGGUCCAGCCUCGGCCGAGUCCCUUGCCUGUUCUCCUGCUUCUAUGUGAUCCAAGUCAAGUUACAGUAUAACAUGUCCAACAAAAUUACUUUGGAUUCAUCUAUUGUUGUUACAUAUUACAUAUUAUGUGUAUGCAAGUAAUACUUGUAUAAAUGAGUGUAUUUAUCAUUUUAUGUGUGAUUGAUUGAAAAAAAAUAUAUAUUAUUACCUUUUGUUGCUAGAUGAGA